AUGGAGAAACUACCGAUCCACUCUAAGGAGGGAUAUGGUGACCCUCUUGAAUUAGCAAACAACCCUGAUCGUCGUGUGCGUUCUAGCACAACAACCUAUUUGUAUCGGAUUGGUGUCGUCGCGUUGCUCUUCGUCGGCUACCUUGUGCUUCUACGGCCGUCUCACCCAUGUACCGGCAUAGCUCCACAAACGGAGAGCUAUCAAGCUGAGGUUCAACAAGAGUAUGACGACUACUUAAAGCUGGGACAUUCUGCUCCUGAUGCACAUCAAACACUUGAAGAAAAUAAGAUCCCGCUGGAGGCUCACAUCAUGAGCAAAUGCCCGGAUGCUCAGGCCUGCUUGCAAAAACUGGUUCUACCGGCUAUGGAAAAAAUAAGUGACAAAGUGGACUUCAAGCUAUCAUUUAUUGCUAGUGUGUCUAAAGAUUCCGAAGAGAUAGCGUGCAAGCAUGGCCCAGGUGAAUGCAUCGGUGACAUGCUCAUGCUCUGUGCGGCCAACCUACCUUUCCCUCCUACCGCAGACGAAGCAUCUCUUCCAUCUCAGUAUCCCCGGACCCCUAUCAUCCGGUCACUAGGAUUCGCAAAUUGUCUGAUCAAUGACUUUGCCCGGAUCCCAGACCGCGAGUUUGUUCACCAAUGUGCAAUGGAGCAUGGGAUUGACUUUGACGCCUUGAACAAGUGUGCGAGCCAGGAGAAUGAUGAUCCGAACGAUGGCAACGACGGCGGACCACCACUUAGUGGAAUUGCGCUGCUGCGUGAAAGCGCUCUUCAGGGCGAACAACUCGGCGUUAAGAUCAGUUGCACAGUGCGUCUAGAUGAUGCUGUUUGGUGCAUCCGCGAUAAUGAUGAAUGGAAAAACUGUGUCCAUAAUGGAGCAGGUAGCCAGCCCUCAGCCCUGAUCGAUCAAGUCGAAAAGCUGUGGAAGGAGAGAAACUGA
Molecule: messenger RNA, 936 nt
Organism: Penicillium roqueforti
Lineage: Eukaryota; Fungi; Ascomycota; Eurotiomycetes; Eurotiales; Aspergillaceae
Product: GILT family protein
Exons: 2
Coding region: 1-936 (311 amino acids)
Molecular function (GO): oxidoreductase activity, acting on a sulfur group of donors, disulfide as acceptor
Source: RefSeq, a predicted model, not a curated record